Molecule: messenger RNA, 207 nt
Organism: Fusarium coffeatum
Lineage: Eukaryota; Fungi; Ascomycota; Sordariomycetes; Hypocreales; Nectriaceae
Exons: 1
Coding region: 1-207 (68 amino acids)
Source: RefSeq, a predicted model, not a curated record
AUGCCCGCUCGAUCUGACUACGGCUCCGUCUCCAUGUCCAUGUCUCCUCCUCCUCCCCAAAACCUCUCCAGCUACUCUCGCUUCAUGCACGACCACACCAAGCGACAAAUGGAGGCUUCUGGCGCUAGCCCCCCUCCCACCAACGCUACUGCUGGCCGGGCUCGUUCAUCCAUGACCAACGGAAACACCAGCCCGAAUUACUCCUAG